AUGUUUGCCCUCUCUCGUCCUCUGGUCCGGGCGUUCGGGGUCAGCCACUCCGCCGCCCUGCGCCUGUCUGUCGCUGACAGCACUGCUACCCAGCGGCGACUCUUCUCCUCGGCCACCUCGCCGCCGCCGCCGCCGCCGCCACCACCGCACGGGGGGGACCCGCUCCCCGAGGGUGCCACCCUUGAGGACAGCUCGACCGCCUCCAAUGCCCGGCCCUCGCUCAGCUCCUUCGAUGUGGUGGGCUCCGGGCCGGCAUACGCGCCGCGCAUCUUCCUGGUCGAUGACUUCCCCGGGGCCAACCGCAUCGUGGUGAAUGGCGUCCAGUUCAAUGGCGUGCCGGUGGUCGUGACGCCGACCGGUGUGCUGGCGGUCCGGUGCCCGAACACCGGCACCUCUCGGAUUCCCACUCACCGGGAGCUCGCACGCGCUGUCGCGGCCCUGGUCCGCCGAUCGGCCCCGGCCCCGGACAUUUUCCUGAUCGGGACGGGUCUGCGGCCGGAGCCACGGCACCCCCUGGUGAUGGCCAUCCUGAAGGAGGUGGCCCAGCCUCCAGGCGGGCGCUUCGACCUGGCUGCCUCGAUCUUCCCCCCGUCCACCCCGGAGCCCGGCGGCGCGGCGCUCCGCUCGAGUGAGAUUCUCAGCUCGCGCCACUGUGCUGGCUUCUACAAUACCCUGGUGGAUGACGGUCGGUCUCCAUUCGCCCUGCUUUUUUCGCCCACCGCUUGGGACCAGUUCUCCCAGCAGCCAUCCGGGGAGGAAGAGGAGCAGCAGCAGCAGCAGCAGCAGCAGCAGCAGCAGCAACAGUAG
Molecule: messenger RNA, 807 nt
Organism: Fonticula alba
Lineage: Eukaryota; Rotosphaerida; Fonticulaceae
Exons: 1
Coding region: 1-807 (268 amino acids)
Source: RefSeq, a predicted model, not a curated record